This is a messenger RNA of Brassica oleracea var. oleracea, 1137 nucleotides long. RefSeq lists its product as uncharacterized. The coding region runs from base 1 to 1137 and encodes 378 amino acids. The record is from RefSeq and is a predicted model, not a curated record. Gene Ontology annotation, molecular function: nucleic acid binding; zinc ion binding. The transcript has a single exon. NCBI's taxonomy places the organism in Eukaryota, Viridiplantae, Streptophyta, Magnoliopsida, Brassicales, Brassicaceae.
AUGGGAAACCUUACCAUCGUUACGUCGCUUAAAUCAAAAGAUGGAGAGCGCUCUACCAUAAAAUCUCCAAUGCUUACCUCUACCAAUUACACAGUGUGGGCCAUUAGAAUGAAAAACGUGCUCAAGGUUCACAAGGUUUGGAAUCUGGUGGAGACAGCGACAGAAGAUGAUGAGAAGAACGAUAUAGCAAUUGGAUUGCUGUUCCAAGCAAUACCAGAGGCCUUGGUACUUCAAGUUGGAGAGUUGGAUACGGCAGCAAAGGUGUGGGAGGCUAUCAAAGCUCGACAUGUAGGUGCAGAGAGAGUUAAAGAAGCUAGAUUACAAACUCUAAUGGCUGAGUUUGAUAGAUUGGUGAUGAAAGACAACGAGAGGAUCGAUGACUUCGUUGGCAAGCUAUCUGAGAUCUCAUCAACAUGCUCUGCCCUAGGUGAAGAGAUUGAGGAACCCAAGCUGGUCAAGAAGUUUCUUAAGUGUCUUCCUCACAAGAAGUAUAUACACAUAGUUUCCUCUCUUGAACAAGUACUUGAUCUAAAGACCACAAAGUUCGAAGACAUUGUAGGACGAUUAAAAGCCUAUGAAGAACGCAUUCGAGUUAUAGAAGAUAUCGAAGAGGAUCAAAGCAAACUUAUGUACACCAAUACAGAACAGCAAACCACACGAGACUAUCAAGAUGACUAUCGAGGAUACCGUGGGAGAGGACGCUCUUACAGAGGCAGGGGCCGUGGUCGAGGCAGAGAUACGUCGAGAAUAACGUGUUUCCGGUGUGACAAGAUGGGUCAUUAUGCUUCUACCUGCCCCGAUCGUCUUCUAAAACUGCAGGAAGCACAUGAACAAGAGAAAGAUGACACGCAAGAUGCAGACGAGCUUAUGAUGCAUGAGGUGGUCUAUCUAAACGAAGGAAACGUAAUGCUAAGCAAGUACGAUUCAAACAGAGAAGACAAUAUGUGGUAUUUUGAUAAUGGAGCUAGUAACCAUAUGACUGGAGAUCACCGUUAUUUUAAGAGAAUCAAUGAGACAAUCACAGGAAAGGUGAAGUUUGGAGAUGACUCUCGAAUAGACAUCAAGGGGAAAGGUAGUAUUGAGUUUGUAGAUAGAAACGGAGAAACGAGAACGAUGUCUAUUUUAUACCUGAUCUGA